UUUAGCACUAAAAAAACAAAACAAGAAAAGGGCUGUUGCUUUAUUUAAAGCCUUUGUUGAGAUUAAAAACUUUGAUGAGUAUUCCAAAAAAAACAUGAAAAGCAUUCUCUAUUUAAUUCCACAUUGGAAUUUCACGCCUAUAUAUUUUCAGUACAUAGAAAAGGUAAUUGAUGAACAAAUGCAAUACGCUAUCUGUAAACAUGCUAUAUUCAACAGGUACUCCGAUGCUCUUGACUAUCUCUUAAAAAACGGAAUUCGCUAUGACAUAGAAGAUGACAGUGGAAAAAACUUAUUACAUUUCGCAGCGCAGUAUGGUAGUCUCGAAGAAAUUAAAGUCCUUCUGAAAAACAGAGCCAAUGUUAGUGAAAGGAAUCAAAAGACAGGAGAUUUACCCUUACAUUACGCUGCAUCAAAUAACACACCAGACGUUGUAAAGUUUCUUUCGCAAAUCAGAGUUAACCUUUGCUAUAAAAACAGAAUAAACCGAACUCCAUUGCACAAUGCUUUAAUUCUAAAGCGUGUUGCUAUUUCUACAAUUUUAAUGGAUACUACGGAUUAUAUGUGGUUUAAAGACCUUAAUGGAAACUCUCCCUUGCAUCUUGUUUUUUUAUAUUUUACAUCAAUCAGUGACGUACGCAAACUAUUUUCAAAAGUCGAUUCAAUCUGGCCACUUACCUCAGAAAAUAAAGAUGGAGAAUCGCCAUUACUACUGGCAUUAAAACUCCAAAACAUCCACCUUAUGAGAUACAUUUUUAACAAGAUUCCAGCAUCUAUAGACACAAAUAAUAUAACGGAUGAUAUGUGUUCAAAACUUUUACAAAACCACAGUUCGAGCAAAAACACGAUGGAGUUUCUCAGGUCUCUAUUCGAAGAAUUUAGAAUUAGAAAAUCUGAAUCUGAAAUCUUUAAAGUUUCUGUGAAACUCAUCUAUCAAGCAUACGUACACGGUUUUAAUGACCUUGCCCAAGUGCUCAUUCAAAUAAAUCCUCCCUUUGGGCGUUUUUGUCAUGAAGCAGUUUUGCAUAAAAUAGAUAGAAAUUUUAUUACAUUUUUACUGGCAAUGGGUGACGGUGUAAAUUCCACAGAUGGUGAAAACAAUACGGCCUCAAGCAUGGCAAUGGUAACUAAGGAAGAAAGAGCAGUCAGACUGCUGUUAGAAAUUUUUACCAGCGUGCGUACUUGCAAAGAGGAUAAAAUUACUUGCCUGGUCAGAGCGCUUGAAUACAAUAUUCUUAGCCGUGAAUUUUUAAAAGAAGAAAGAUUGAAAGAAAUUUUGAAGCUCCUGAUAGAAACAUUGCGUUCUAAUUAUUACUAUGCUACAAAUUAUUUUCUUGACCUUUUGCAGAAGUAUUCAAUAUCUGUUGACACUUCCAACCUUACUGAAGCAGUUAGAGCUUUUGAUGACACAGAAGAAAGCAAAAACCAGCUCCAUCGAUUAUUAAAAUUUGUCGAUGUUAACGUACUUGACAAAAACGGAGAACUGCCUUUAAACGUUGCAGUUAAGCUGAAUAAGAAGCAGGUUGUUGAUAUUUUAUGUGAGAAUGAUGCCUUUGUAAAUAUAUCUGAUGGCAAUGGACUCAGUGCCAUUGAUAUUGCUAUCCAGAGAAACGACUCUAACAUAACUAGGGUAUUCUUGCUAUCUUUGGAAAAAGGCAGUCGAUGUGUUAAUUCAAGAGAUAAUACAUUGUUGCAUUCACUGAUCGAACAGAGUAAUAACAAUAUACUUCUCAAACUAGAUGGUGAUCCUGAAUUUAUUCAGCAUUACGAUCAUGUAAACGUAAACGCAGUAAAUCUUGACGGAAACACACCACUUGAUUUGGCCUUACUGACAAAGAAUGAAAUUGCGUUGAGCCUUCUUCUGUGUUUAAACGCAGACGUGAAUAUAUCAACUAAAAACGAGAAGAAACUUAUUAACAUGUUCCAACAGGCUCCUGAUAUUAUGUUAAGAAUGAUGGAGAAAUUAUUAAAACAUAGAAAAAACACGUUUAUUGAAGAGAUUGAGUGUCCGAUAUGCACUGAAGUCUGCCAAGAGAUAUACAUAUGCAUAAACGGACAUUCUAUUUGUGGGCAAUGCGCAAAACAUCCGAGUAUAGAAAAUUGUCCAAUGUGCCGAGUACCCUUUAAGGGAAACUGGCAACGCGGCGUUCAGAAUGAAGAACGGCGCUUUAAAGCUAUAUUGGCUCACAUUGAAAGAGAAAAUAUAUUCUCUUCGUCUUGUAAUUUUUAACCUUCUGUUGUUAUUUUUAUAUUUGUUGUGCUGACUGCUAUUAAAUACUCCAAUUAUUGAAAUUUCCUGGUUUCUGUCCCUACCUGCCACAACUUAAUCCUAUCAUGGCAAAAAAUGUGAAAGCUCCAAGAUUUCUCCUCCCUCCAGAUUUAUUUAAACAACUCUUGAACUAGUAAACGCUAGGUGUUAAAGCUUGGUGUUUUUUUUGUAUAUACCUA
This is a messenger RNA of Hydractinia symbiolongicarpus, 2445 nucleotides long. RefSeq names its product serine/threonine-protein phosphatase 6 regulatory ankyrin repeat subunit C-like. Lineage: Eukaryota; Metazoa; Cnidaria; Hydrozoa; Anthoathecata; Hydractiniidae. Bases 95 to 2227 code for a protein of 710 amino acids. The record is from RefSeq and is a predicted model, not a curated record. The transcript has a single exon. Gene Ontology annotation, biological process: protein localization to ciliary inversin compartment. Gene Ontology annotation, molecular function: protein binding. Gene Ontology annotation, cellular component: ciliary inversin compartment.